AUGGCCCCCCUCAAGCCAUCCUGGAAGCAGCCCUCCCACCCCGACGUCCAACAAGUCGUCGUCAGCGGUGCCGACUUCAUGACCAAGAGCUUGUCCAAAGUGACGGUGCCGCCUUUUGGCCUGUUCGUCAAAUUGGAGUUCCCCCCUUGCACCUUGGCCAACGAACCCACCUAUGCUACCGUGCAGAUGGGCAAAGACGAGCAUCUGAACCUCAACAGUGACUUGCUCUACAUCAAUCACUCGUGUGAGCCUUCUCUUCAUUUUGAUAUGCGAAACAUGAAGAUUGUGGCAGGACCCAAGGGUCUUAAGCCUGGAGAUGAACUCACCUUUUUUUACCCCUCCACCGAAUGGAGCAUGGCCCAGCCGUUUGAAUGCUUUUGCGGUAAGCCAACUUGCAAGAAGAUCAUCACUGGUGCCAAGGACAUGCCCUCCCAGCUACUUGAUGGUCUCUGGCUCAAUGACCACAUCCACGAGCUUCUGGACGAGCAGGAGCUGCUUCAGCACCAUGGCUCCUUGGCUGAGAAUGGCGGCCUUGGAUUGCUGCGCCGUGGAAUAACGUCACGAGAACUGAGUGGAGAGAUGGGCGGCGAUACUAUCGCCAAGGCAUGAUGCUAGCGGCCUCUGUAUUCAAUGGUGAUUGCGUCAUUGAAAAAGAGGUCUGGUAGCUCAUAAGGAUUCAACAUCCAAAAGGCUACCGAAUAUAUGGGGAAGAGAAAACGGGAAAAAAAAGAGAGAAAAAAAAAAGAUUGGGAUUGCUCACCAAAUAUUUAGAAAAUGAUUUAAAAAAUUAUAUAGGUACAUGAAACUGAUUGCACGUAUUGCAAAGCAGACAGGGAGGAAAAGGGUUGUUUGUACAAGAAGAUUAAGCAUAAGAAAUUCAACAUCUUAACAC
Molecule: messenger RNA, 892 nt
Organism: Trichoderma virens Gv29-8
Lineage: Eukaryota; Fungi; Ascomycota; Sordariomycetes; Hypocreales; Hypocreaceae
Exons: 3
Coding region: 1-609 (202 amino acids)
Source: RefSeq, a predicted model, not a curated record